Centruroides sculpturatus (bark scorpion) is the source of this 4043-nucleotide messenger RNA. Its product is annotated as complement factor B-like. The coding region runs from base 122 to 3184 and encodes 1020 amino acids. Lineage: Eukaryota; Metazoa; Arthropoda; Arachnida; Scorpiones; Buthidae. Gene Ontology annotation, molecular function: serine-type endopeptidase activity. The transcript has 19 exons. Gene Ontology annotation, biological process: proteolysis; complement activation. Gene Ontology annotation, cellular component: extracellular region. The record is from RefSeq and is a predicted model, not a curated record.
UUUAAACGAAUUAAUAUAAAUAAUUAUUUCUGAGUAGUGAUUACAAUCAGGGAAUACAUUUAAUUAAUAUACAAGCUCUACAAAGUCCAGAUUUUUUUAGUCGAUCUUCAAAUUUAGAAAAAUGAAAAUCAUUCUGAACAAAAUGAGAAAUUGGUUAUGGAUUUUAACAAUAUUUCUUACAAGUGCGAAAGUCUUAAGUACCGAUAUUAACGAAGAAUUGCUUAAUGAAUGUCACGAUUGUUGCCUUUUGCCAAAAAAUUUUCAAUAUGGAAAAUAUUUUCCUCGAUUCCCACCAAACAUUGAAGUAGUUCCUGAAGAAACAAUUUUGAAAUUUCGAUGUAAAAGCAAGUUUGAAUUAAAAGGAAAAGAAAAGAGCAUUUGCAUACUUGGCAAUUGGGUUCCUCCAUUGCCAGAAUGUAUUGUUAAAUCCUGUCACUCUCCACCCAUUGUUGAACACGCAGAAGCUCUUAUACCAUUGAAUACGAGAUAUUUUACAAUCGGAACCCGAAUAAAUUAUCAAUGUGACAUCGGAUAUGAAAUGAACGGAGAUGAAUUAAUUUGCAUUAAAAACGGUUCUGAUUUGAUUUGGGAUGGAGAAGUACCGAGUUGUACAGUCAUACCAAAAUGUGAACAUCCCGGCGUUUCUUCUGAUGGAUAUUAUUAUGGAGAAUGUUGUAAUAAAGGGAGUGUUAUUGAUUACGAAUGCAAACCCGGUUUUAGUCUUAUAGGAGAGAAAACAAUUGAAUGUUUGUCUGAAGUCUGGAGCAACGAACGACCGCUUUGCCAACCCGAAGUAUUUUGCCCAGUUCCCGAAGAAAUUCCGCAUGGAAAAAUUGUUGGAGAGAAAUCGGGAGACUUUUAUCAAAUCGACGAUCAGAUAACUAUUGAAUGCGAAGAAGGAUAUAGAAUCAGUAACGGAAGCGAUAUUUUGUUCUGUGAAGACGGAAAUUGGGAUGACGAAUUUCCUAUUUGUAUAGAAAUCGAAUGCGAUCUUCCAAACAUACCAGAAAAUGGAUUUAUUCACCAAACAAAUGAAACUGUUUUCCUGUACGAAUUCGAAGUGAGUUUUGGUUGUAAAGAAGGAUAUUUGCUAAUUGGAAAUAGCUGGACUUCCUGCGGCGAAAACGGUUGGACCAAUCAAUCUCCCACAUGUCGAAAGAUACAAUGUCCCGAUCCUUUAUCACCCGAAGGUGGGUGGAAGACGGGAGAUUCUUACAACAUAGGAGAUGUAAUAGAAUUUGGAUGCAAUUCUGGAUAUCAAUUACUUGGUUCUGCCAGGAGAGAAUGUAUGCCUAAUGGAAAAUGGAGUGGAGAACUAGCUAGAUGUGAUUCUAAAGAAAAUGACUGUCCUAAUCCCGGUACUCCCAUAAAUGGAAUGAAAAUUGGUAAAGGUUACUACAAAGUUGGAGACGUGGUAGAAUUUGAAUGCCAAUCUGGCAAACAAUUAAUCGGUUCCAAAAGAAGGAUAUGCCAAAACAACGGAGAAUGGUCCGGAUCCGAUGUUACGUGCUUAGAUGAGAACGAUUUCGACCAGAAAGAAUCUAUUAGUGUCCGUUUGGAAGAAUUAAUAUUUGUCGAAAAAAAGGAACAAGAAACUCGUUUGAAAAAAUACGAAGAAGAAAUUUUGGCACAAAAUGGCAAUGAUUCUGAUGCACUUUCUCGAGCUAUUAAUUUUAAUCAUCCUCAUCGUUUGAUAUUUUAUUUUAUUUUCGACAUGUCUGGAAGUAUUGGCAGCGAAAACUUUCAAAUAAGCAUUAAUUUUGCUAAAUUAUUAAUCGAAAAAAUUGGAGUUAGUAAAGAUGGAAGUAGAGUGGGAGUAAUGACUUUCAGUGAUACAGCUGAUAUUGUAUUCUACCCAAUGGUUUAUUCGACUACUGAAGAAGUAAUUCAGGCAUUAGACGAAAUAAAAUUUUCAAAAGGAAGAGGAACCGCUACUAGAUUGGCUCUUCAUCUCUUACAUGAACAAAUGAUUCCUUUGACAGAAGCAAGUUUAGGAGGAGAACAAAAGCCAAUAGCAUUUUUAAUGACAGAUGGUAAGGCUAAUAUGGAGGGAGACCCAAUGAAAGAUGCCGAAAGUUUGAAAAACAGUGGCGUGGAAUUAUAUUGUAUUGCGAUAACUGGAGAUAGAAAUAUGAAGACAUUGUAUGAUAUAGCUUCUACUAGAGAAGAACAUAUCUUUAUCUUAGAUUCUUAUGAUACUAUGGGUUGGUUAGUGCAACAGCUCAUUAAUGGCUCUGUUGAUUAUUCUACAUGCGGAAUUCAGAAAAGUGUUAUAGAAAAUAGUAAAAAGGAUCUCGGACGAGCAGUGGGUGGAAGAAAAGCCGUAAAUCCUUGGCCCUGGAUGGCAUCACUAAAUUUAGUGGAUGCAGAUUCUAGGAAAUCUGAGCAUCAUUGCGGCGGUUCUCUAAUAGACAAAUUAUGGGUCCUGUCAGCAGCUCAUUGCUUCUACGAUCGACAAAAAAAUCUAAUACCAAAAGAAAACAUAAUAAUUAAGUUAGGUUUGCUUAAUGUCAAUAAUCGUUCUAAUCUACAAGAAACAAGAAUAGAAAAUUAUAUUAUUCAUCCUGAUUACAAUAAAAAGACUCNAUUUAAUUUUCCAGGUUUGCUUAAUGUCAAUAAUCGUUCUAAUCUACAAGAAACAAGAAUAGAAAAUUAUAUUAUUCAUCCUGAUUACAAUAAAAAGACUCAUCACUACGAUAUCGCAUUGAUUCAAUUAAGCAGAGAAGCAGAAUUUAAUAUGUAUGUACGACCAAUCUGUUUACCACCAAUGGAUUCAAAAUUACCCGAAAAUUCAAAAUUUUAUCGAGAAGGUGAGAGAGCAGUUGCUAUUGGUUGGGGUUAUGACAAACCUACACGUGCGACCGUAGAUUUAAGGCCUGUUAAACAUUUAAAACGAGUGGAAUUGCCAAUACAAAACGAUAUUACUUGCAAGAAUAGUUUAAAUGGCAAAUAUGAAUUCACGGAAACCAUGUUUUGUGCAGGAGCAGGAAAAGGAAAAAAUGACACAUGUAAAGGUGACAGUGGUGGGCCUUUAAUGCAGCCAAUGAAAAAUGAUUUAGGUCAAAAAUAUUGGACUCAAGUAGGUAUUAUUAGCUGGGGUGUAGGAUGUGCUCAAAAAGGAAUGUACGGCUUCUACACUCACGUAGCAAGAUUAAGAGAGUGGAUAGAUUCAACAAUACAAUAAUAGAUUAUAGUCUACUAUUGUUUAAAAAUUUAUAAAUUUUGUUUGUAAAUGAAAGAACGUUUUUAUUAAGACAAAAACAUAAUUACUAAAACUACAUUUUUAGUUUAUUAUUGAAUGUGCUUUAUGAACGCAAUUUCUUCAAUUCUAACGAAUAUUGCGUACAGUAGACACACCUAUAAUACUGUUGAUAAUUCCGUGUUGUACGAGUCACUUAGAUUUUACAAAUACGUGUGCCGGGCUGUGAACGGCUCAAGUAUUUGUAAAAUCUAAGUGACUCGUACAACAUGGAAUUCAUAUAAAACGGAAUUAUCAACAGUGCUUAUAGGGGUGUUUACUGUAUUUUAGUUCGUAUCAAGCAAGACACAAUAAUUAUUGAGAAUUUUGUGUAUUGAGUGUUUCUACUUGUUUGCAGUUUAUAAUUUUUAUCAUUUGUAUUAUUUCUGGAAUUAUCAAAUAAAUAACGUAUUUCAUUUCACGUUAUUUAACAAUAUUAAUGAUACUUAAGAGUAUUAUUGCUUAGAAUCACGAAAACAGCAUCCUGUUCCAAUUUUUCAAGUGUUUUUUUUAAUAUGAAACAUUUAAAAAAUAUUUUAAUAAUUAAUGAAUUAGUGACGGAUGGGGUCCGAAAUAUCCGGAACGGGUCACCUCCGAAAAAUUUUUGGGGUUUUUCCACCCGUUCAGAUACAUUUCCGGAUUCCCCAUAGCAGUAACCUCUCGGACAUCCGGCUGCUCGACAUUUCACAUUUACGAAAGUGUAAUUUUAUGUAAUGUGAACAUGUUUCAAAAUGCAUAUAUUUAAUCUAAUAUAUAUUUAUAAAAUAUUGUGUACAGAUUUUUAACAAUUGCAAGAGAAAUAAUA